CCCAAGGAAUAUGUAGGGCAUGCUGGUGUCUGCGAACUUGGGAUUAAAUAUGUUUUUUAUGUAUAUGAAUAGUUUUAUAAAAUAUUACUAUCAAACAUAUUUCAACUCACAAUUCAUGAACAUAAUAUUUCUGUUGAGCCACCACAGUUUUUAACAAUUGUCUGCCUGCCUGCAGCUGUGGAGCAACUGCCUGGCAUCAUCCAGUCCUGAGGCUGUAGGCAAAUUUUCAAGGCUCUUCUAGACUGUCUGCAGAACAAAGAUCACACUGUGGCAACUAGACCACUCCAUUCUGACUUGAGGUCACAUUGGACAAGUCUCCCACUAAUUGUCAAUAGAAAAAAUAAAGGUUGAGCUGUGAUUCAAUUUCAUACGUUGUGAAUACUUCACAAACGAGAAAAAAGUCUUAAACAUGCAUCAAGACUAAGAUUGUGGUUGCUGGUUGAUUGUAUGUUUAUUUUGAUUAAGAAAAUUGUUGAACUCCUGAAUUAACUUAUUAGUUUGAACUUUGACCUAAUUUGACUCAAGUUCAAAAAUGGGAAAGCUCAAAUCCUUGCAACUGUUUUUACCAACUAUAGAAAAUGUUGUGAAGCUGCGUUCUGUUCUUCAGACUAAAACCUAUAUCAAUAAUGCCUUUACUAAGUACCUCUUGGUCACCAAUGUUUCAAUUUCCAUGGCUUUGUCAGGUUGUGGAGACCUGUUGCAGCAACAUUACAAGCUCUCAAGCAAGCCAGCUGUUGUAGCUGCUGGAGUUCACCCCUAUGAUGUUGUCCGCACAGUUAAUAUGACUGCGAGUGGUGCUUCUGUGGGAAUGCUCUGCCAUUACUGGUACCAAUUCUUGGAUCGUGCCCUUCCCGGUCGUUCAUUACGAGUGAUAAUGAAAAAACUUGCGGUUGACCAAAUACUUUUCUCGCCCGUUUGCUUGUGUGUAUUUUUCGGCUCUUUGGCUGUCUCUCGGAAAUGCAUUGCUGCUUUUACUGAUCAUGUGACUGAAAACUCUGCUAAGGUCUCUUCUCAAAAAGAUACGUCACACUCCAUAUCGUCUCAGUUAUCUAACUUCACGGAAGAUCUUCGACACAAGGGCGCGCUGAUGUACGUGUCAGAGUGGAUAGUUUGGCCUCCUGCACAACUCGUUAACUUUUAUUUCUUACCAACUCGCUUUAGAGUUCUUUAUGAUAAUACCAUAAGCUUGAUAUACGAUGUGUUUGCUUCACACAUUUAUAAUGACAUGGCGAUCGAGGACGUUCAGCUGCUGGCUUCGAGAGCCAGUAGUCUGAUAACAGGUACAGACAAUUCAAGCGAUGAAAAACUCUUGAAUAAUGAGAACUCCUCUGACAAGAAAUUGGAUUCCUCGUUGUCCUCAUUAGCUAAUUCUCACUCUCUGAUGAGCCACAAAAAUAGAUGAAAUAUGUUUGCAUAUGCUAUGGUGAAUUACUGUUUGUUUUGGGGACCUCUUAUCGGACUAUGUGCAGAGCAGUCGUAUAAUACAUACUGUAGGCUCUAAAUCUAGUUUUUUUUGUCGAAGAUAUUUUAUGUACUGCUUAUCUUCCAGAUAAAUUUUUCUCAUUUUUUGCCAGGAAUCGAUUCAGGGAAUACCUAUCAGCUACCAUUAAGAAGUAGUAUUGCUUAUUCAUCUGCAAAAGUAUUUGCUUGUUUGGCGAUUGAGGAUCGAAACUUCAUUCAUGGUGUUGAAUCAUUUAUAAAAAUAACUUUUUCUUGUGUUCGUAAACAAUAAUUCUACGCAUUGGAUUAUUGUUCCAAGCCCAACACAAUCAAUAAAAUAAACUGUACUAUUGAAGAGUU
Hyalella azteca is the source of this 1800-nucleotide messenger RNA. RefSeq names its product mpv17-like protein 2. The record is from RefSeq and is a predicted model, not a curated record. Gene Ontology annotation, biological process: mitochondrial ribosome assembly. Lineage: Eukaryota; Metazoa; Arthropoda; Malacostraca; Amphipoda; Hyalellidae. Bases 533 to 1402 code for a protein of 289 amino acids. Gene Ontology annotation, cellular component: membrane; cytoplasm. The transcript has 3 exons.